GCAAUGUGGCAGGCACCGUUGCCGCCAUUGCGAUCGUGCUUGCAAGCGACGGCAGGCCAACCACUGAGUGGUCUGAAAACAUGCAGCCCGGGGUUCUUCUAGCCUAUAUGUCCACGAUAGCGAAUGCUCUCCUUGCUAUUGCUUUUGCCGAGGCUGUUGUUAUUGGGUAUUGGGCUAGGGCACUUCGUGGCGUUCCAUUGAGCAAUCUACAUUACAACUGGUCUGGAGGCACCGGGAUGAAGGAAGCACUGAUAGCUCUUUCUCGAGGGAGGGCUGUAUUCGUCAGCACCGUCUGUCUCCUUGUGGCUAUAACAAGCUUACUACGCGGUCCGUUGAUGCAGAGAUCGAGCCAUGUCAGAACCGAAACAAUCCUCAAUACCGGCAACAUCACACUGAGACUCGGGCACAAUGUGGACCCGGACGCCGCGGGUUACACAGAGGAUCGCGGCCGCUCAGUCUUCUCAUUCUAAAACUGGAUCUCCACGCUCACUCGCGAGUAUCAGGCACGAGCGCCAAUUCAUAUCCCUGAAGCAGGAUGUGACAAUUGCUCUUUUACUGUCCAGGCAUUUGGAUUCGAACCCAACUGUACUACUACAACCCUGCCUUACAACAUAACACACGAGGGUCAUCCCGAGAUUCCUUCGGCUCACACUGUCUUUGAGUCAAGCGUCACGGAACUCUCCCUUCUUUCAAUAAAUGUUACGAGGAAGGCAAGUCGUGGCUGUCAGGGUGGUCU
Canariomyces notabilis is the source of this 736-nucleotide messenger RNA. RefSeq lists its product as uncharacterized. The transcript is spliced from 4 exons. The record is from RefSeq and is a predicted model, not a curated record. Lineage: Eukaryota; Fungi; Ascomycota; Sordariomycetes; Sordariales; Chaetomiaceae. Bases 81 to 470 code for a protein of 129 amino acids.